AUGGCUUCUGGUCCCCACGAGCGAGAGGCGGUGUCCGAUGAGAAAUGGAACGAUACACCGUUGUUUAUGACAGAACUUCCAAAAAAUUAUGAAGAUAAUCCACAGUUGGCUGCUCUACAGGCUUUGGUACAUGAAGGGCCGCCUGACGAGCGAGCGGAGAAUUUCAAGAAUCAGGGGAACGAACAUUUCAGGGAGAAGCGGUAUCGAGAAGCCGCUUCAUUCUAUUCACAAGGGGUAGAGGCGGGGCCCACGAGUUCUGUCUUGCUGGAGGCGCUGUAUUGCAACAGGGCAGCCUGCAAUUUGGAAUUUCAAAAUUAUGGUCUGGUUGUGAAGGAUUGUAACGAGGCGUUGAAGCUCAACCCAAAGUCAUCAAAGGCACUGUAUCGAUGUGCGAAAGCGCUUUUGAAACUUGACAAGUUAGACGACGCUCUGAAGGCUUGUCAACGAUGUUUGGAGUUUGACCCAUCAAACACAGCUGUCAAGGAUUUAUCCGGGGAGAUACAGAAAACUAACGACAAGAGAAACCAGAAGCAGCUUGAAGCAAAUCGGAAGGUUGAAGAAGCAAAGAAAGAGUUGGAUUUAUUGAAGCUCGCAUGCGCAGCCAGGCAUUUGACGUUCAGCAAGAGCAGUCAGCCCAACGAAAUCCGAAUUGUCCCUCAGUUCGAUCCGAGUAGCCCCAGACCAUACACACCGACAACACAGAUCCUCUUCCCAAUAUACCUCCUUUAUCACCAAUAUAAAGAAUCCGACUUCAUUUCCCAAUUCCCUGAACAUUCGACGUUCCGUGACCAACUGCGCGAAGUUCUUCCUGAAGAUGGACGACCUCCAGCCUGGGAUGUCAAAGGAGAGUACAAGUGGGAUAAUGUCUCAGUCUAUGCUGUCACACGGACGCAAAGGCUGUUGAAAGUAGGACUGAAGCUUACCCUGGCAGAGAUUUUCCUGAAGGCUGGCGUCGUGAAGGAUGGCGUACAGGAUGGUCUCGAGGCGAAAGACGGGUGUUUAAGUUUUGUUGUUGUCGCCAAGGGAGAGGCAGAAGAGAAAUACGUAGAAGAAUUCAAAAAAGAAAGGGGUGGAGAUUGA
This is a messenger RNA of Cantharellus anzutake, 1080 nucleotides long. RefSeq lists its product as uncharacterized. Gene Ontology annotation, molecular function: Hsp90 protein binding. Bases 1 to 1080 code for a protein of 359 amino acids. The transcript has 4 exons. NCBI's taxonomy places the organism in Eukaryota, Fungi, Basidiomycota, Agaricomycetes, Cantharellales, Hydnaceae. The record is from RefSeq and is a predicted model, not a curated record.